Messenger RNA from Symsagittifera roscoffensis, 1336 nucleotides. RefSeq lists its product as uncharacterized. The record is from RefSeq and is a predicted model, not a curated record. The transcript is spliced from 2 exons. Gene Ontology annotation, molecular function: zinc ion binding. Lineage: Eukaryota; Metazoa; Xenacoelomorpha; Acoela; Convolutidae. Bases 86 to 1333 code for a protein of 415 amino acids.
GAAACGUUUUAAGUUCUCAGAAUGAAAUGUUUAUUAAACAGCCGAAGACAACUUCUACGCGAGAAACUGUUGUUCACCAGAGCGAAUGAAAUCAGCCAAGUUGGCCAGUAAUUUACCGGUGUGCGUCAUCUGCACUGACGUUAUAAGUGACCCACGACAACUACCCUGCGGUCACUCAUAUUGCGGACCUCCCAAAACAUGUUUAGAAGCCCAGAAGAUCGGAAGCCGCCUCAAAUGCUCCCUUUGUAAAAAGGAACACAUAUUGCAAAUAUCGGAUCUGAAACCUAUGUAUGGACUGAGAGAGUUCAUUGAAGAGCAAAAAGAAGUCACAAAAGUGAUUAAAGGAGAUCGAUUGUGCUGUUUCUUGCAUCCAAAUAGUCCAGUUACGCUGUGGUGUAAGAUAUGUCUGGAAACCAUGUGUGCAAAUUGCGUGGAAUUGGAAAAACACUCCGAUCAUAACUUUGUGCCGUUUUCUAUAAAUUUGCGAUCGAUACUGAAACAGCAGGUUGAAAAUUUCACAGAAGAGCGAUGGAAUCGUAUCAAAGAUUUUAAUCAAGAAAUAGCUGCACUGAAAAAAGAGGCACAAAAAAGCCUAAAACUGGCCGACGAACUUGAAAAAGCGAAAUGCGCCUAUGAAUCGAAUUGGAUCGAAAUUCAGGUUUUUACGCAACGAAAUGGGAAAUUACCCGAAGCCGAUAUAAUUGAAUGGUUUUUCCACGGACAUUUCAAAAGAAGUGGCAAUCAGUUACUCACUGGAAAAACUUCCCGCGAUGCGUGUUGUUCAACCGAAACUAUCGCAAAAUCAAACGCUCUAACACAAACGGUUUUAAUUUCAUCGAAACCUGUGACCAGAUACACUGCAACUCAAGCAAGUUUCAAGGCUCAUGAUCCAACGCCACAGAAACUGAGCCAAACUGCUACUAAUCUGGACUUGAACAAUGUCCGAGUAAUGUAUAAUGAUCAUUUCAUGGAUAGCCAAAACUACUCCGGUGACUCACAUAUAAACCCUAUUGUAAUUGAGUUUCCAUACGAUCGAAAUCAGAACGGAACUUUGAAGUCCAAUCAAAUUGUCAAUGAAAAAGGCAAAUUUCAUGUGACAAUUGAACGAGUAUUUGAUCAAUUGAAGACUUCUGUUGAGUUUACAGAGACUGCGAGCAGUACUGCGUUUACAUUCAACGUAACGAAGCGCGAUGGCAACGAAUUCUGGAUUUGGAAAUACGAAAAAGCGAAUGUAACUCUUCUUGAAAGAUUGACAACCCUUCAGUGGUACCAGCUCAAAACAGAUAAACCAAAUAAGACCUCUGUAAUUCGGACUACUCUCAAGUUUAAUUGAAUA